Molecule: messenger RNA, 1188 nt
Organism: Liolophura sinensis
Lineage: Eukaryota; Metazoa; Mollusca; Polyplacophora; Chitonida; Chitonidae
Product: transmembrane protein 45B-like
Exons: 1
Coding region: 1-846 (281 amino acids)
Source: RefSeq, a predicted model, not a curated record
AUGGGAUCAUUCGGUGGCCAUGUCCUUCCCGGAAGUAUUUUCAUCCUCUUUUCCUUUAUGAUGAGUAUUAAUGCGUGUGUCACAUUUCAUCAAAGUUCACGAAGGGGCAAACGCUUCAAAUCUUUUUCCUUCUUCUAUGUACCUUGUGUCAGACUACAGCGUGUGCCGCUUGAAGCUGUGCUUAAACUCUUGCUGACGACUGUUGGGAUAGGAAUCGAAGUCUAUAAUGGCUUCUCCAAUGGAAAGUUUGUUGUCAUGGGAAAUGCCCAGCAUGCCACAAUGUAUGCCUAUUUUGGCUUUAAUGCUUUAACUGAACUCUUAGUUCAUUUUAAAGCGCCUCUUCCACGUAACACUGAGUAUGUAACUCUUGCUAUGGCAUUCAUGGUCGAAGGACUUCUUUUCAAAUUCCAUCUUCAUGGCCGCUCUCAACUGGACGUUCUCGUCCAUACACUAUUGUUGUAUGUGGUGUACGCUUGUAUCAUCUCGGUGAUUGUAGAGAUGAAAUAUCGAUAUUCUAUCUUGUCCCCUCUGGCUCGGGCAUACUUUUUGCUUAUCCAGGGCACCUGGUUUUGGCAAGUUGGUUUUAUUCUUUACAACCCAUCGCCAAAUGCAGUACCAUGGAAGGCCGACGACCACGGGGAAUUAACACUGGUAACCUUACUCUUUGCAUGGCACGCGCUGGCUGACUUCAUUAUCCUACUGGUGACGGCUGUAACCAUCCAUGUCUGCUGUCGUCGGAGAAAUGAAAUGGCAGAAACCGAAGUCGGCUUAAAAAGGUUGUUGCAUUCAGGAAGCAAUGAUCAAUUGGCUGUGUGCGUACAGUCUGACACUGACGGUGAUAUCUGAUUCAUUUAUGAUUGUAUCCACCAGUUUUCUUUAUUUGUUGCAAAAGAUCUUGUUGUAUUUCUUCAAGGGCAUAUUUACAAUCUGGGUAGAGUAUAGGCAAAUUAUUUAUUCAUUUCAUUACCCUCAUAAAACAUUUCACUGCAUCUUCUAACUGUCGAUGUUUGUGUCAAGAAAUAUGAUUUGUAAUGUGCAAUGUAAUCUUGCAAGGAGAAAUUAUAUUUUUGUCAUUUCGAGUACAACAUUGUAAAUAAAACUAAUGUUUUAUGGAUAGGAUUGAGUUCACAGAUCAAAGAUGCUAAUAUUAGCCGUUUACAUAUUAACAAAGGACGAAAGUUCAUGUAU